GCUAAAUUAGCCGCGAUGUCCAAUAAGAGUAAGUCCCAGCCGCAGCAGCAGCCGCAGCAACAGCAGCAGCAGCAGCAGCAGCAUCAUCAUCCGUCGCACGUGACCAAGUCAGCGGCAGUGGAGCAAGUGCCGCCGCGAUACCAGCCGCCGCCGCAGCCGACGAUCGGCAUCCUCAAGAAUCAUCCUCACUUCGGCACCGGCCCUUCCGCCUCGACCGCCGUGUCGGCCGGCGUUCAAGGUCCGCCGGUGGCCUUGAGCCAUCAUCAGGCGACGCAGCAGCGACCGGUCCCCCAGCAGAAGGAUGCGCAGGGCAAGUACUCGCCGCGGAUAGAGCACCGACAUCAUCCUCAAGGCGGUAAUGCCGCCCUGACAGCAGCCGUCUCGAAAACCAGCCAGCCGCAACACGGUUACCUUCAGGCCAAGGUCGGCCAAGGUCAGUACUUGCCGCCUAACGGUCAGUAUCCUCCCACGGUAAACACUGCACAAACGCCGCCGAUCAGACAGAGGAUCACCGACGACGAGUUCCUCCGACUCGGACCCGUGGAGAUGCUCAAGUUCGUCCGCAAGACAGAGACCGACAUCGCGAGGCUCGCAGCCGAGCAGAACCGACAGAUACAGAGCUUGCUGAGCGAGCUGCGAGCGUUGAAGGAGGCGAACCAAAGAUUAAGCGACGACAACCAGGAGCUGCGCGAUCUUUGUUGCUUUCUGGACGACGAUCGCCAGAAAGGACGAAAAUUGGCGAGGGAAUGGCAGAGGUUCGGGAGGUACACCGCGAGCGUGAUGCGUCAGGAGGUCUCCGCCUAUCAGAAUAAGUUACGUCAACUGGACAAUAAACAGCAGGAAUUGAUCAAGGACAAUCUGGAGCUGAAGGAGCUCUGUCUUUACCUGGACGAGGAACGGGGAGGUGGCCAAAGGGACGACGGGGAUGGCUCGAGUUCGAGCACCAACGCCGAGGAAACUGCCCCUCCGAGACCUAGGCACGCGUCCACCUUUAACGAUCAAACGAUGCAGUACGUGAGGAGUUUGGAGCAACGAGUGAAGCAACUGGAGGAGGACAAGAGUGUCCUGCAGGCGCGGGCGCAGGGAUGGGAGGUGGCUCCUGGGGAGAUUUGGGAGAAUCCAAAUAGUCCUGGCGAGAAUCCUCAUCUCGGAGGUCGUCCGGAAGCGGUGGUGCGAGCUCUUCAGGUUCUCGAGGUCAGGGAGCAGCUUGAAAGAGAAGGCGGCCACGACGGGGAGAAAGCCUUAGUCAGAGAGAUGUGUAACGUUGUCUGGCGAAAGUUGGAGGAAGGUCCGCAAACAAGGCACUGAAGACUGUACUAUAAUCACGAUCCGGUCGAGUCGUAACGCGAAAACGUUGUUACGCGACCCGCUCGCUCGGGUAGCGUAUCUAAUAAGUAUUACAUAGUCGUUAAUUUGCGAAUGUUAUGAAUUUCAUAGAUUUUAUACGCAUGUACCUACAGAAUAGUUCGAUCUAAGAGAGUCAAGCGUGUCGUGUUUCACAAUAUUUAUAUAAAGAAUACCGUAGCAUCGUUAGAUCCUCCGUAGGAGCUGUUAACAAACUUUAUUUUUUAUUACGAGCCAGUAUCGUUUAAUUUCGCAACACCAUGCCCA
Nomia melanderi (Alkali bee) is the source of this 1611-nucleotide messenger RNA. RefSeq names its product coiled-coil domain-containing protein 85 (gene Ccdc85). The record is from RefSeq and is a predicted model, not a curated record. Lineage: Eukaryota; Metazoa; Arthropoda; Insecta; Hymenoptera; Halictidae.